Molecule: messenger RNA, 887 nt
Organism: Pistacia vera
Lineage: Eukaryota; Viridiplantae; Streptophyta; Magnoliopsida; Sapindales; Anacardiaceae
Exons: 1
Coding region: 113-670 (185 amino acids)
Source: RefSeq, a predicted model, not a curated record
AUCAUUGAUAUUUCUCAACUUCUUUCCUUGUCUUACUUCAACUUCUCUUACUGUAGAGCUUGAACUAAUUGACUCUCCCUCUUCAUUCCCAUCAGGGAUUUAAACAACAUCCAUGGCACCAAAUACCAAGGAAACCAUUGUGUCAAACCCUAACAAUUCCAACAAAGUCGUCCACUCCAAGCCCCGACUUCCAAUAGAAAACCUCCAAAGAACAAAAUCCGAUAUCUCAUCUGAGCUAACCAAAUUAGCUAUUGACCCAAAGUCGCUUCCAAGCAUUACGGAGGUCGAGGAUGCAAAGUGUGAGUGCUGUGGCAUGUCUGAAGAGUGCACAACCGAGUACGUAAAUCGUGUACGAGAGAAGUUUUCAGGAAAAAUGAUUUGUGGGUUGUGUGCAGAAGCUGUAAAGGAAGAAAUGGAGAAGAAUGGAGGAAAAAGCGAAGAGGCUUUGAACGAGCACAUGAGUGCUUGUGUAAGGUUUAAUAGAUUUGGUAGGACAAAUCCGGUACUGUACCAAGCUGAGGCGAUGAGAGAGAUCUUAAGGAAUUCAAAAAUUAGGGCUAAGUCCAUCAGCCCUAGGAUUAAGGGUGGCCAAAAGAAGGGUGCAAUUACAAGGAGCUCCAGUUGUAUACCAGCACUCACCAAGGACUGGUCCAUCGAGAUACCAAAAUAAUUAUGAAUUUCUUUUGCUACGUAUGAUUGCUCUUAUUGCUUCCGAUACUUGUAAUCUAUCCUAACCAGUUGCUUUACAAAUAUAAUACAAUAGCUAUAUAUGUAUACAUACUUUUUUUGUUCACACUUCGAUUAAUCCUCAAGGGAAGCUAUUCUGUGACAAUAGAUUAUUGUGGGAUAGCUUUCUCUGAGAAUUAGUCUCAGUUAACAAAAAAAAA